ACCAUGCUUGUGUUUUUGUUAUUGUUGUGAGUGGUUUGUGUUACGGCGUAUCUCGGUGAAUGUGUUAAGUCUCGAUUACAGUUCUCAUCAGUCUCAUAGAUGUGUUUUCUCAGUCAUAACCGAACAUCGUUUCGCGGGAUGAAAUUGUUCUGAUCAUCUAAGCAAAAUCGGGAGCAUCACUAUUCUGUUACCAUGGAGAAGAUAUGUGGGGUGGAGUUUCGGAACGUCGGGAGUUGCUACUUCCCUCAGAGCAGAGUGGACUGUCAUUACACCAUCAACCCACAGCACACAUGGGCCAGUAACGACUGGAUUGGACUAUUUAAGGUUGGCUGGUCAUCAGUCAGGGACUACCAUACAUUUGUGUGGGCAGUAGUUCCAUCCAACUACAAAGAGGGGAUGUCUGUCAACUGCUGCGUUAAUUUUCAAGCUUCUUACCUACCAGGGACUAGUGCUCAGCAAUACCAGUUUGUGUAUGUCGAUGGAAAGGGGGAGGUUUGUUCUUGCAGUACUGCCUUUACCUUCUCGUCCCCAAAGCCCCUGGAAGAGCUGGUGACACUGGAGGAGGAGGGUCAAGGGGAGGAAGUGGGCGAGGAUAUGUUACUUGUCAUCCCCAGAGCCCAGUUACUCCAGAGUCGCCUGCAGGAGUGUCUGAAAGAGCGUGCGGAGCUGCUCAAGGCUCUGGAAGCAGCAGACCAGAACAUGGAAAGAGAGAAAGACAGGAGAGAGAGAGACAAAUGUUUCUGGGAGGACAACCGCAAGGAACUGGAAAGAAAGAUCAGUGAGCUGAAGGAGGAAGUGAGAGAAUAUAGAGCAAAAGUAGAGGGAAUGAAGAAAAAGCAAAAGGAGGUUAAAGAAUUAGGUGAGGCCCUGACAGAGGAGAAGAAAGCCCUCCUGGCUCAAAAAGAAGCUAAUGAGCAGAAAAUCAGGGAACUAGAGGAGGACAUCAAAGUACUGACCCAGAGAGGCCUGGAGAGAGAAACUGACAUAGAAAGAAUGAGGGAACGAGCUAAGAAAGCAGCUGCUCAGAAGAAGGAAGAUGAGGAUGAACAAAAGAACCUGAAGUUAAAGAUGGGGCAGACCGAGAAAGAGCUGCACAGUCUGUCUGCAGAGUUUCAGAGUCUGAGAAGCUCUCUGGCCCAGAGAGAUACACACGCCCUACAGCUCCAAGACACCAUCUCAACCCUCACACACAAACUCAACAGUGCUCACAGGAAAGAGGCAGCCAAUGAAGUGGCUCUGGGUGAACUCCGGAGUGUUCAGGAACGUUUGAACGUGAGUGAGCGCUGCGUGGAGACUCUCAAGGGGGAGCUGAGAGACAUGGUCGCUCAGAGGGACACUGCACACACUGAGCUUCAUCAAGCCCGUCUGCAGGCCGCACAGCUCACACUGCAGCUGGCAGAUGCCAGCCUGGCUCUGAGAGAAGGCAGGGCCAGCUCGGCACAGGAGAGAGAGACCGUGCAGCAGAACGCUGAGAUGCACAAAGUGCGUCUGGACCGACUGAAUGAUGAGAUCCAGCAGAAAGAGCAGUUGUUGCAGGAGGCGAGGAUGGAGAGGGAGAAAGCGGUGGUGGAGCUGGGACGAGAAAAAGACUGCAAUCGGGUUCAGCUUAGCGAGACUCGCCGUGAGCUGCAGGAACUGAAGGCCAGUUUAAGGGUGGCUCAGAAAGAGAAGGAACAGCUGCAGACAGAAAUACAGGAAGUGAUGGAGUACAGCCGCCAACUGGAGAGAAGGCUGGAGGUGCUGAGUGAUUCUAAAUGGAGUGAAACAGCCCUGCUGCACAGCAGCCGUGCAGAGAGCCCACUGCUGUCUGAUUCGGAGGAUGAGAAUCCUGAGGCCUUGCAGGACGCACACUCUUCUGGGCCUCUGAACCACUACAGUCUUUGUGAGCAGCCCCAGGCUGACCUGCUGCUCCCAGCCACCCCACCACCCUCUCCUAGACACCCUUCCAGCAUGGACACAGUAGUCAUCAGCCAACCUGCACCUUUGUCCUAUCCGCACCAGCCCAAAGCUCAUACACACUCUCACAGCUCUGAGUCGGAGGAAGAGUAUGAAGCCGCUCUGUCAGGUGGGCACAGCUCUGGAGAGGAGACAGCCCUCCUCUUGCCUGACAGCAGAGAUGCUGCCCUCGGAGAUCUGGCUGAGAGUCCCCUGUGGUGAAAAGUAGAACUGCAGAGGGCCAGCACAGUGUGGAUGGCUUCACGCCACUGCAACUUGUGUUAAAAGUUUUAUAUUUAGAAGCAUUUGCGCUUUAUAUUAUAUUGACAUGAGUAUUUAAAUAUGCAAUUUGCUUUAUACUUUAUAUGCAUUUAGAAUCUGCACAAGCUAUUAGACCUCUAAAUGUAUCACACGGUUUUAAUGAUAUUUGCCCGGACGUGUUAUUUUUCACAUAUCAACUGACAAGCAGAAAGAGUGUCUGUAAUGAGCAGAUCAAAGGAAAGAUUGUAUAUGAGGAGGAAGUAAUGCGUUUGUUUGUGUGUGUAUGUUACUGUUGUUUAUCUAUUUGAAUCUUGCUUCUCUUGGUAUUUACUUGAGUUCUGUCACAAGUCUCAUACUUCUAUAUUACCAUUAAUCUGUAAUCAGCAAUAAUUUAAAGCACAAUGUUUGACAUCUUUUCAGGUUUUUAAUGUAAGAUUUAGUUUGGGUGCUCUUCAUUUUGUGGGUCUUGUAGUAGAAAUAUUUUGAAUUGUUGUUGCAGAAUCAAAAGUCUUUUGAAGAAAGUUUCUGUGAUUGUUCACGGAUGACAUGGUUAUGUGCAAUGGGACACACUAGCAACUGAUCAUUGUGUUUCAUAGUAAAAGAGUGACAUUUUUCAUAGAUUCAUUAAAUUUACUUUCAUCCUAAAGUCACAUCAUUCAUAUAUGCAAGCUUUUAUUUGGUGGAGAAAAUCCACUGCACCAGUGACCGGAGAUUUUGGAUAUUUUAAUUAGUGUGAAUUUAUUUAAAAUUGUAAUUACUCUGAAUUGUUAUUUGGUGCUUACUGGAUUUAUUGUAGUUUUAUGCAUUAUAUUGAAACACUAUUUGACAUUACAGAGGGAAUUCUUACUUGUAUUGACUUGGCUCUUGGAUAUCAGUAAUUAGUACUGUAGAAAGGUAUUUUAAUUUCAAGGCAUUAUUUUUUCCAACAAAUCAAACUGUUUAAAAAUGUGCCUCAUAAAAAACAAACAAAGCAUAUAUUAAAAAGUGCAAAUAAUUAAGGGAAAUAUGACAUGGUAUUAUACGUUUUUUUCCACAAUGUUUUUUUUUUUUUUUCAGUCUUUAAAACAUUGCCCUGUUUUGCUCACUGUAUUCAAAGAACUUGCAUUGUGUUUGGUUGAUUUUUUUUUAUUGCUUUUAUCUUUACUAUAGGGACAAGUUUGAAUAGCUCCUAUGUUAUUUGCCUUUUAUACAACACAUUUUAACAUCUGUAUUGACUUAUGUGAUGUCAACAUUAUUACACACUGAAACAUGCUUUUGCUGUUACUCUGUAUUCAUCAGUCUACUAAACUUUAGACUUUUGUAUUGUAUGCUUGACUAGGUUUUUCUUGAAUAGUAGGCUGUACUCUAGAACGUUAUGCUAUUGUCAAGAAAUCUGGGAUUGAAUACAUCAUUUUCAUGAGUUAAACUUCUGUUGUUUCCACCAACUCUAAAAGUUUGACCACAGCUAUAUGAAUUUUGACCUACACUACCACAUUUACUGGAAACUCGUUUAUGGCAGGAAAAUGUUAAGUCAUAAGUAAUUGUUGUCAAAUUAUUUCUAUUAUAUAAGAGUUUCAAUAAUGUCUAAGGGACAUUGUUUUUAAGAACGCAGGUCAAUUGAGGGCAAUGUGAUUUUUGUCAACUCUGUCAGAGAAUUUGACUUUUGUGCAGUUAUUGCUAUAUUCACUUAAUUAAAAUAUUUUAUUUUAUUUUAUUUUUAUUUUUUAGGUUAUGCUGUUCUGUGCAGGGUGUGGAUGGGUUUCAGUAAUAAAAUAAUAUAACAUUUA
Messenger RNA from Myxocyprinus asiaticus (Chinese sucker), 3962 nucleotides. RefSeq names its product calcium-binding and coiled-coil domain-containing protein 1. The record is from RefSeq and is a predicted model, not a curated record. The transcript is spliced from 15 exons. The coding region runs from base 193 to 2157 and encodes 654 amino acids. NCBI's taxonomy places the organism in Eukaryota, Metazoa, Chordata, Actinopteri, Cypriniformes, Catostomidae.